This is a messenger RNA of Huiozyma naganishii CBS 8797, 1275 nucleotides long. RefSeq names its product Arp6p (gene ARP6). The coding region runs from base 1 to 1275 and encodes 424 amino acids. Gene Ontology annotation, cellular component: Swr1 complex. The record is from RefSeq and is a predicted model, not a curated record. NCBI's taxonomy places the organism in Eukaryota, Fungi, Ascomycota, Saccharomycetes, Saccharomycetales, Saccharomycetaceae. Gene Ontology annotation, molecular function: nucleosome binding. The transcript has a single exon.
AUGGUGCCGUUUGUAAUUGAUAACGGUUCGUAUGAGAUCAAAUUUGGUCAUGCCAACUUGGUGACGCCAUUUCGGGCGAACAACGGGAUCGCAAAGGACAAGUAUGGGGCUUCCUACCUAUCGAAUCAUAUGAAAACAAUACGUGAUAUUUCUUCUGCUACGAUACGGAGACCGCAUGAAUUGGGGCAACUGGUCUCCUGGGAAUUGGAGGGUUGCAUAUGGGAUUACUGUCUGUACAACCCCGAUGAGUUCGAUGGCUUUCAUUUGGGUGAUAAUACGAGAGAGCAAGACUUGAUUCUUACGGAGACGUGCUUCACGUUACCUGAACUGAGCAAAAACAGUGAUCAGGUGGUAUUUGAGGAGUACGAGUUUGCAACCAUGUUCAAGUCACCGGCGAGCGGGUUUAUGCCCUUUGCAAACUUGAUUGGAAACAAAAAUAUGGAGCAUCUUUGUGGGAAGGAUACAGCAGUGAAUACCGACUAUACAACAGCCACUACGAAAGAGUAUCGAGAUUUCCAGUUGGUAAUUGACUCUGGGUUUAACUGUACUUGGGUGGUCCCGAUUAUAAAGGGUGUCCCCUUCUAUAAGGCCAUCAAGAAAAUGGACAUAGGUGGCAGGUUUCUCAACGGUCUUCUAAAGGAGACGCUUUCUUUCCGCCAUUACAACAUGAUGGACGAAACGAUCCUACUAAAUAAUAUCAAGGAGAAAUGCCUAUUUGUUAGUCCCGUAUCUUAUUUUGAUAGCUUCAAGACAAAGCAGCAACAAGCGGUCGAGUACGUCCUGCCAGACUUUCAAACAAGUUUUCUAGGGUACUUGGUCGACGAGAGCAACAGAAAGGGUAUUGACAGAGGCAGCGUACAGACGAUCACGCUGACCGACGAACGGUUUGCUGUCCCCGAAACAUUUUUCCAUCCGGAGAUGGCCAAUAUCUUGAAACCAGGACUUGUAGAAACAAUUCUCGAGGCGAUUUCUAUGGUCCCAGAACCACUAAGACCCAUCCUAGUGAGCAACAUAGUCUGCGUCGGCGGGAACUUCAAGCUCCCGCACAUGUCAUCCCGCCUGACAAGUGAACUUCAGAGACAGUUGCCAACGGACUGGACGUGUCGUGUCACCGUCCCCUCCAGCAGCGACUGUGAAUUGGCCGCAUGGAACGCCAUGGCCCAGUUUUCCAGCACGGACGUGUACAAAACGACAAGAGUCACGAGGGAAGAAUACCUGGAGCACGGAACCGACUGGUGUUCGAAGCACCGCUUCACAUACCAGAACUGGAUCUGA